CUGCAUCCGCUGGGUUUAGGUGUGUGUUUUGGUUUUUUCCUAGUUUGCAUCCUGGCCUUUUAAACCGGUACAGAGGCUCCUCCGAAGCGCCCUCUCCAACUUGCAACCAUCUUUAGAAUCAUUUACAGGAAAGGAGACCAGUGAAUCCUUAGACUGCGGGCCCUGUAUGAUAGAUUAUCGUCCAUCUACUCCAGUGCGUGGCACCUGGUCUGCCCUGGGGAUGAGCAGAUUCUUCUUUUCCCUCUGAAUAAAAGAUGGAAUACGGUUGUCUCUUGGAGUAAACAACUUGGAUGCUCUCCCUGGUGGAUCCUUUCCUGAAUGGAAAGGAAUCGACUCGGACGGAUAGCGUCCAGUUUGGUCGUCAACACAAUCGGCCGGAUGAGAAUGUGGUGAUUUCGGUCCUAGAAAGAGAAGAAAAGGGAGAAUAGAUUGGUUCUUCCCAAUUACCGGAAUAUUUUACAUCCCGGUUUGGCCGAAGGUCUGGAAACCAUGGAUGCCAUAGGGACCGCAAAACUUGAAGGACAUCCAGAAGAUCCGCCGACCGACCCCGCCAAUGGUUUUCCGAGUCCCCCGGAGCCGGCGGAGGAAGAGAACAAGAAUGGCAAUGGCAAGCCCAAGGGCCUAGCCAAUGGUUUGAGAAAGGGGGCCAAGAAAUAUCCAGACUAUAUCCAGAUUUCUAUGCCCGCUGAUUCGAGGAAUAAAUUUCCCUUAGAGUGGUGGAAGACAGGCAUCGCCUUUGUGUACGCCCUCUUCAACCUCAUCCUGACGACCGUCAUGAUCACAGUUGUGCACGAGAGGGUGCCUCCCAAGGAGCUCAGCCCUCCAUUACCAGACAAGUUCUUCGAUUACAUUGAUCGUGUGAAAUGGGCGUUUUCUGUAUCAGAAAUAAAUGGGAUGAUACUCGUUGGAUUUUGGCUCACCCAGUGGCUGUUUCUGCGAUACAAGGCCAUAGUAGGACGCAGAUUCUUUUUUAUAAUGGGAACUUUGUACCUGUAUCGCUGCAUUACUAUGUAUGUCACCACCCUGCCUGUACCGGGGAUGCACUUCCAGUGUGCUCCAAAGCUGAAUGGAGAUUCUCAGGCCAAAGUUCAGCGAAUCCUUCGAUUGAUCUCGGGAGGAGGAUUAUCUAUUACUGGGUCACACAUCUUGUGUGGAGACUUCCUCUUUAGUGGCCACACAGUCGUGCUGACACUCACGUACUUGUUCAUCAAAGAAUACUCGCCCCGUCACUUCUGGUGGUAUCAUUUGAUCUGCUGGUUGCUGAGUGCUGCCGGGAUCAUCUGCAUUCUCGUGGCACACGAGCACUACACGGUGGAUGUGAUAAUCGCCUACUACAUCACGACAAGACUUUUCUGGUGGUACCACGCGAUGGCUAAUGAAAAGAACUUGAAGGUCUCUUCACAGACAAACUUUCUGUCUCGGGCGUGGUGGUUCCCCAUCUUUUACUUCUUCGAGAAAAAUGUGCAAGGCUCAAUUCCUUGCUGCUUCUCCUGGCCAUUAUCCUGGCCUCCUGGCUGCUUCAAAUCCUCGUGCAAAAAAUACUCCAGGGUUCAGAAAACAGGAGAGGACAAUGAAAAAUCCACUUGAAUGGAGAAUCGUGCAGGACAAAUUCAUCUGCUCUUUUACCAAAAUAUUUAAUGCUGUUACCAAAGGUAUAGUUUUGGGUUUUGUUUUUUGGGUUUUUUUUGUGCGGGGGGGGUUUGUUCUGAGGACUAGCUCAUCUAUGAAGAGUGGACUAACGUUUGUGUGAACAAGAAGUAAGAUGGUUAUAAAUGAAGUAUUGUUCCCUUGACCUGGUUUUUAUUCAUCUAAAAAAAAAGAUCUAUUUUCGUGCAACAGUGCACUUCGCCGAGAGACAAGCGCCAGAACUGUGAUUCACCAUGAGGCUGCAGAUGUAAAAGAGGUGCCAGAGUUACCCAUCACUCCUUGUGGUAGCCCCUCUCACACAUUCCCCAGACUCCCCAGAAUAAAAUCUGUGUCAAUUCUGGAGGGUUUUUUUUUUUCCAAGGGCAAGUGGAUCUAUUACUGUUUUAAAGACGCAACAGCUGGCUAGGAGGAGAAGUACAGUAUGAAGAGAAUGUCCAUCGUGGGGCUUGGCUUCCUCCAUCAUACCCGCUAGAGAGGAUGGGCAUUGUAGUCACCGUGUUGUGAAAUCUCCCUUGAGAUUUCACGGUCUUCCUCCCUAUUGGCGAGGAGUCCUAUCCUAAGGCUCGGGAAUACUCGCUGAUACUGCCGCCCAAUGAACUGUGUAUGCUAUUUUUUCCUUGUUUUUUUUAAUGUGAUCAUUUUACGAAAGAAGGGGGAAAAAAAGUGAUGGGCCGGUCAACAGCGAUCCUCCUAGGUUAGAAAUGUCAGUGUCACAGAGAGCCUAAAAGUGUGUGAACUUUUCAUUUUUAAAAGCCAAGUUAAUAAAUGUCAAGGACGCAAUUUGGAGAGUUUUGCAUAUUUAUGUCCUGUACAGAGUUUUAGAUAGUUCUAACGCUGUAUCGUUUGAGCUAAGAAUACUGAUGUGGUGACCUGGAAGGAAUGAGUCUACUGUUCCUACUCCAAGGUUUGUCAGAAAUGUGGCUGGGUGUCAUUGAGACUAUAAUUACUCUAAAAAAAAUUUUAGCAAGAAAUCUCAUUUCUGGCUGGAAGUACUCUUUCUUUGUGAGUGAUUGCUUAGUUUCCACCUUCUCUUGCCUAUUGGCAAGGUAAAAAUCAGACAUACGCAAACUGGUAGUAGGACCCAUAUCCUGCAAUAGUGCAACCUCAGCUUCAACCCAAGAGAUUUAUUCUCGUGCUGCACUGUACUAGUUUCUCACAAGUUAAGACUUGUGGGUCAAGCCAUUUUAUGGGAAGGGACCAUUAGUUUGAUGGGAUGAUUUGUUGUUUCCUAAGGCCUAACGAGAUGGAAGGACAGAUUAGUUGAGCAGAGUCCUCUGUAUUGCAUAUCACUUCAGAGGAGGCCCUAUCUGUAGGCAGGUAGCUAUUUAAUCUGUGUUCGUGUCCUUAACUACUUGAAUACCAUUUUUUAAGGCUUCACGUGUAACCUAGCAGAUUAUACCUCCUUUGAAAAGGACUUUAAAAGUCCUUAGUGGAGAAUUUGAUGACAGGAAAUGUGGCUGUGAGCCUUCAUUUAAGAAAUCAAACAUCCAAACUAUGUAAAAACUGAUGUCUCCAUUGUUAACAGGUAUCUUAAAGGGCCAGAAAAAUCAUCCUAGUUAAUACUUAGAAAAUGUGUGGUAAAGGCAUAGGUGUUUAUUACAGAGAAAAAAAUCUUUCCUCUGAGCUUCUUUCUUUUCAUCAGAACCAGCUAGCCUUUAUAGAUCCAAUCAUCUGAGUUUAUCUUAGUAAAGCACAAAUAGAAUCUAUAUAGGGGGAUUGCCUUUGGUGCUAAAACUCUACGUUUGACAUUGAACUUUUUUUUUAGAACUAAAGAAUUUAUGACGGAAAAUGGGCAGAAAUGUUAGAUGAAGAAAACCUUCAAUCCCAAGUAUUUGAAAUAAGAAUUGUUUUGGGUGGGUUGUGGAAAAAAUACUCAAGUAUCUGUGUCCAGUCAGAAUUUCACAAUCUUGAUGCGAAGGGACCGUGGCCAGCUUUGAACAAUUUUCCUUUCCUAGGACCUAAAAUCUCUGCUGUCUGUAAUAGUGGAAAAUGACUACUUAUUUGCCAGGCUUGUACAUAUGUUGCUGCUAUCCAAACACUGUCCUUUGAAUCUCUAAUUCAGUGAAGACCUCUCCAAUGGGCAUCACGGGAGUAUUACUUAAUCUUUGGAUAUCCCACUGGGAGUAACAGAACUUCUACAGCACUGGUUAAGCUUUAAGACUAGGCCUUUUCAGCCCUUUUGAACAAAUCAAUACCAAAAACGUAUCCUUUUCUUUGAUUUAAUCCAGUCGGUAGGAAAAAACAAAUGUCACCAAUGUCUUUUUUCAGGGACACGUUAAAAAUGUGGGCACUUUUUUUUCGUAGUCACAUUCCUCGCACUUGUGUAAUCAUUUCUGUAAAUGAAAAGAAACUGAAGAAUGCGGGUAACAAACCCUAUUGAACUCCAAUUGAGAAUGGAUGUGGGAUACAUGGGGGAUGUUGUGAGGCUGCUGAUUUUUGAAUCUGGGAAAGGUUGUAUUGGAUUUUGGCCACUUGUCGUCCUGGAAUGACAAACCUGGGCAAAUGUUAAAUAAAUUUAAAUUUUGCCCUUGGAGCAUACUGUAGGUGGUUUAUUUCCAAGUCUCACAACAGUUCUUCACCAAUCCAGGAGAGCCAUCGAUCUGUCCCAUUCUGCUUUUCUGACUGCUUUAGAUUUGAGCAAUAACUUUUAUGUGAGUCGGUGACAUCUUCCGAAACAUUUUCCUACACCUCCCCAAUUCACAGACCUUUCCCAAACCAUGGAGCUUCAUGGGAAUUUCCAGAAACACCCCUAGAAAUUUGAAAGAGACCUCCCGCUAGCGUUGAAAUGGAGGGGAAGCCAGUUUCUACUCCAGUUUCACAAGCUACACGUGCCAAACUCCAUUCACAGUCAUCCUAGCUUGCGGUUUAUUGGUUUCUCUGAAAAUCAAAGUUUUGCUGUUUCGAUAAAAGUGCACGAAUCAGAUCAUCACUUUUGAUCGCUGGUCUAAUUCUGGAAUAUCAGUGCCCCCUUGUGGGGCUAUUCUAUUUAAUCUUUUUAAUUUCCUUUUCUUUUUAAGCAAUUGGAUUUAGAUAGGGAAAACCACACAGCCUUUCUGGUGCUUUAAAGCAGAGUAGAGCCUUUUUCAUUUUCAAACACUGCCUUUUCCUGGUUUUGGCCAUAAGGGGAAGGACCAUGGAAAAUACAUUAUUCCUGAGGCCUUUAAGCUGGUCCCGGUUGACAGUGGACAGGGAAGCCGAUCGGUCUAACUCCAGUGGACUGCAGUGUGCCUGAAGAAGAUCAUUUUCCACUCGCCAACACCGGUGUCCGAAUCGCUUCCCUCUCUGACCAUCCUCGGAGAUCCCCAAACCAGCUGCCUCCUUUUGCCUUCUGUUUACUUUUGAAUUCUCCUCCAACCCAAACCAGGUGUCAUGAAAUCGUUUUUGAGACGUGAAAAUGUCUCCCAGCCUCUAAUCUUGUCACUUGCAAGGUAUUUUGAGCAUCGUGUGCAUUGCACAGCAGGACCGUUUGAAGGCUCACGCCAAUCUUUCCACAUUCCCCUGAUUUUAGCUUUAAAGAAAUGUUGGAAUACCUUUGAAGGAGGCCGUCUACCCCACCCAGUCCAACACACAAUUGCCACUUUGAAGGAUUUUUUUAUUUAUUUAUAUGCAUGUAAAAAUAGGGGCCUGAUACGUUAUUCACGUCGUUUCAUUGCCGUAUCCUACCCUUAGGCUUAGAUCCUAAGCGUGCUGCUGUUGGAAGGCAGUGAGACUGACAACGAAAUAAUGCUAAAUUGAGUCCGAGAUAUCUCAGUAAAGCUCUAUUACACCCAGAAAUUCACCUUGACCUACUCUGCAGCUUAUUCUAAGUCCCAUUUGAAUCGGUACUGUGGCUGGGUGGUUGUCUGCGUGAUGCGUGAAAGGGAAUAAUAGUUCACCGUCGUGUGGGGUGACUUGAAGUCUUGAAAGUACGCAAUCUUUUUUUAAAAAAAUGAAGACGAACCCCUAGAACCAUAAGCUGAUCCCGUUGCCAAGUUGGAACACUUUAAUUUACCUCCUAUGCAAUGAAUGAUGCUGCAGGAAUCCACGGUUAUGUUAUGGUGUGCUCUCAAAAAAGCAAUUUUAUUAUAAUGGUUGAAAAGUAGCCAAUUGUAUUCUUUUGAAAAUGUACUGUACUGUUUUGAUGUGUUUAAGUGCCUUGUUGUAUAGUACAAUUUUAGGUCUUCUCUAGAGUUUGUUAUUUUUCUUGACUUGAAUAUUUUUCAUUAUAAAAGAAAUAUCUAUGCUGAAUGCUAUUGUAUAACUUAUAGUUUUAUUAAAUACACUUACCUUUUAAUGAAAUCCUAAUAUGUUUUAGAAGCUCCUCGUUUCAUAUAUCCUCCAAUACCUUGGCAAUGGCUUACGAUGUAGAAUUGAGUCUCUGUGUAUUUGCGGAAAGGGAAGGAGAAAUAGUUGAGUAUGGUUUAGAAAUGAAUUUGUACCUUUGCAGUUUUUUUUAUACACAUUUCAGAAGGUUAGGAGUGCUCACACACUUCUAAAAUGCCAAACUUCUCCUUUUUUUAAGUGCCUCAAUUUGAGCUUCGAUUAUCUUUAUGUUCAGGAACCAUAGAGGUGGUGUACACACAAUGUGGUUCAUUUCUUUGGUUUGUCUCAUUUUUGUCUGUUGUUUUUUUUAAUUGAGAUAUAAAGCUCUUUACAGUACUUGAUAUUUACUCAAUAAACUACAAUGAGGUAUCA
This is a messenger RNA of Tachyglossus aculeatus (Australian echidna), 6321 nucleotides long. RefSeq names its product sphingomyelin synthase 2 (gene SGMS2). Lineage: Eukaryota; Metazoa; Chordata; Mammalia; Monotremata; Tachyglossidae. Gene Ontology annotation, cellular component: Golgi membrane; endoplasmic reticulum membrane. Gene Ontology annotation, molecular function: sphingomyelin synthase activity; ceramide cholinephosphotransferase activity. The coding region runs from base 490 to 1587 and encodes 365 amino acids. The record is from RefSeq and is a predicted model, not a curated record. Gene Ontology annotation, biological process: ceramide biosynthetic process; sphingomyelin biosynthetic process. The transcript has 8 exons.